Messenger RNA from Helobdella robusta, 3117 nucleotides. RefSeq lists its product as hypothetical. Gene Ontology annotation, cellular component: ESCRT-0 complex. The transcript is spliced from 2 exons. Gene Ontology annotation, molecular function: protein binding. Gene Ontology annotation, biological process: protein transport to vacuole involved in ubiquitin-dependent protein catabolic process via the multivesicular body sorting pathway. Lineage: Eukaryota; Metazoa; Annelida; Clitellata; Rhynchobdellida; Glossiphoniidae. The record is from RefSeq and is a predicted model, not a curated record. Bases 1 to 3117 code for a protein of 1038 amino acids.
AUGGAAAAGGAAGUGUUGGGUGACGAUGACAACAACUUAAACCCAUACUUAGUUAGGGCUCUCUACGAUUUCAAUGAGGCCCAAGAGGGAGAAAUACAUUUUGAAAAAGGGGAUGUUAUACUAGUGACCAAACAAAUUGACAACAACUGGUUGUAUGGUAGGAAUGAGUCCCAGAAUAAAUUAGUGAGCAAUAAUGUUGAUGAUUCAAAUCCGUAUCGUCGAGAUUGUGAUACAGAAGGAUGCUUUCCAAAAUUGUAUGUGGAGUUAUGUGCAUUACCAGGUUAUUCAGGUCUGGGAGAGGUCUGUCUAUCCAUUGCCUCCUUCAUUACAGGUAUUGAUGGGGAUCUGAAUUUUGAAAAAAAUGAAAUCAUAAUCCUCGAAAGGCAAAUCGAUGAAAAUUGGUGUGAAGGAUUUUCAUCAAACAGCUGUACAAAAAAAGGAAUUUUUCCAUUAAACUUUAUUAAAAAAUUAAGCAUAUAUAACAAAGUAAACAAAGAAGCAAAAAGUAAAACAAAGAUAAUAGCAAGAGGGGUUGUUUUACAAAAUUUUGCAGCCCAACUAAGCGAAGAAAUCAGUUUAUAUGAAGGUGAUGAAGUUGAGAUUUAUGAAGUUAUUGACGAUUUAUUUGUCUAUGGUGCCUGCAUUUUUGACCUAGAUAACGUCGGACAGUUUCCAAUGGAUUACAUAUCAGUAACAGAAGGAGAGGAGAAUUUAAAAUUUGAAAAUAAAAACUCCACCAUCAAGUCUAAAUUUGACUGGUGGAAGAACCCAGAAGUGCAACUGUCAUUGGUUGAGAAGUACAACAAAUCGACCAAUCAGACGACACCUACGUUUUUGGAUCAGACUGCCCCAUUAUCGAGAUCCGAUGGGUACCUAGAUGAAAAUGGCGACGAUGUCGGUGGAGGUUUUGAUGAUGAAAAUGAUACUCGUAUAAACUUAGAAGACUCCGCAUCAUUCUAUGAUAACAAUAACGUUAAUGGAAGGAGUAAAAGUGAUGAUGACGCACCCAAUGGCGAUAGCCAUAAUAAUGGUUAUAACGAUUUUGAUGGUGCCAUUCAACUCAAUGAAACAAUAAAUAACAAAAGGGGUGAUAGCCAGAAGAUGAAUAAUAUUAAGCAUGAAACAUCCUCUGAAACUUUGAUAUUGAGUCAGGAAUUUUUCAAAACAGUUAAAGAACACUCAAGUAAUGACUUUAUUACUGUUGGUGUAUCGGAGAGUUUCACCAAAGAACCUGAUUUAAAUCAUAAUUUUAGAGAUGCAUUUCUAUCUAACCAGGAUAGUUAUGAUACUCACGAUAUCGAUCAUACAUCUGAAAUGUGUACAAACAUGAAUGAAGAUAUAUCAUAUUUUAAUUUAAAAAAUCCUGGAGAUGAUUCAUUUUACAUCGCAUGUACUUCGAAAGCAAGUGACGAACGUAAAAAUUUGCGAUCAGCUGCUGAAGACGACAAUGAGCAGUUGAACGCCAACGAGAAAGCACAUGACUAUGACAAUCUAAUCUUCAAUUACGAACAUCUACUGCACGUGACUAAACAGCUAGAUGAACAAGAACCCAGCACAAAAGUACUCAAAAUCAAAAAGCAGUCCUCCCUGCCAUCUAUUCAGACUUCAAGGACUGAAAAUUUCUGGCAAAAGUUGCCUUCACCUUCUGACACACAAGCAAAAGACAAAGCAGAAACUAAUAAUCCAACUUUAAAAACUGUCAAAGAGUUUAAUUCUCCUGAUAUUACUAAGGUAUCUGAGUCUGUAAAUUUUUCAGAAACCGUUGAAGUCACUUAUUUAACUGAUGAAAUUUCUAUCAAUAACGACGCGCCACCUACGUUGAAUGGAAAAUCGAAAGGUUUAGGUAGUGAAAAAGUUAUUGAAAAAGUUGAUGCUGAACCUAAAUCUUUCACUAAUCAAGACAAAGAAUUAGCAACAAAAAAAUCAGAUAAAAAAUUGUCAUCUCAAAACAAAACCACCAAGCCACCAAAUUCUACAGGCCGUCUGCAGAAACAAACGUCACUAGGUUCAAAGCAAACUACACCACCAGCAUCAAAAUUCGACUGCCCAGUGUCAUCUUCCAAAACAUCAUCAUCAAACUUUAAAUCACCAAUCAACAAAUCUCCAUCUCCCAUUCGCAAAGCACCUUCCGGUCCGCCACCAGCACCCCCACCAUCAAUAAGAUCAUCAACUUCAACGCCCCAGCCCUCAUCGCCUCUCCCGGUCACCAAAACCCCCAGGCCGUCACUGACGAAGCCAAUCCAUAGUUUAAAGAAUGCGCUGGACGCCAAAUCGAUUUCCACGAAACCUCCUCCACCGAAAAAGCCUGCAAAUCUUUCGUUGCGUUCAUCACCCCUUCAAACAUCGUCACCGUCAGCACAACCCAUCCCAGCGGCUAAGGUACCAAGUACCACACAAAAACUGACUACGUGGUACGUUGCUGGGUCAGAUUCCUCUGCAAAAGAUAGUAGCUUUAAUAUUGAGUCCUUACCUACUGUGGUUACUGCUGCUGCUGCUGCUGUUGACGUUUCACCAACUAGAGGGAAAAUGAAACCAGCUGUUCCGAGGAAACUUUCAGUUCAGCCAGAUUCAGUUUCAUCAAAACAUCUGCCAUCAUCGUCGUUAUCAUCGCCGUCACCUCGCAAAAAUUCAACAGCAGAAGCCGCUAAUUCAUCCAACGAGAAACAGAACGUUGUAUUGAAAUGCAUUAAAAGGCCUGACACUUCUUCAAAAAACAUUGCUCCAGAUUUUCACUUCUCCGAUUCUUCCCAGGAAACCAACCGACAUUCGAAGUCAUCAACACUUUACAAUCAGCAAUCACUCCCAACGAAACCGAGGAAACCCUGUUCUGACAACGUUCCACAGGCCUAUUCUUUAUCGAUGCACACUCUGGAUUAUAGAGAACCAUUUGCAAAUGUAGAUGAUGACGAACGACAACAGCAGCUGCAACAGCAAAUGCAUCCGCUUAGUCUCAUAUUCAAAACCAACAAGAUAAACAUGAACUGUCGCAAGACAUUUACUUCUAAGGACUUCACCCAGCCAGGAAUCAUGGAGCUGAUAGAUGUCAACAUCAACUCUGACUAUACAUUCUCUCCAUUUAAAAUUUCAUCUGCGGAACCGGCCGUCUCGUCCGGAUAG